AUGGCCCCCACAUUCCUUAGGAGUAGAUCCUUCUCACCACUCCAAGGAGGCUCCCUGCCCAAGAGCCUCACAGAGCCUCUUCUUUCGAGCCAAGGGAAGGGAGAAGACAACACAGAGAAGGAGGAAGACUCUAAGGCCAGACGCUCCAGCUCGACCACCGGACUCGAUCGAGUCCAAACAGAGGAAACUCAACUCGGUCGAGUUGGUCUUGAGGAGCCCAGUUUGAGGAUCCGGGAUUUGAGUACGAUCCAACGCCUUACCAGGAGCUCCCAGAGUAGAUGGAACCCCUAUGGACAGUACGAGCUAGCCAUGCUCCACCAAGGCCAAGGGAGCCACACACACUUCAAUGAAGAAGAGGAAGAAGAGGAGCCGCAAGCUCGAUCGAGUGAGGGAACCCAGUCGAGUGGAGUGCUCCUGAUGGCCGUCUACCAUCUCCAGACCACGACCUUGCCUCCCAGUUCUUUGGGGGGCACUGAGGCUAAGUUUGGGGGUGCCAACUCGAGCUCGAUCGAGUUGGGUGUAAAAACCAGAAAAGUGCGAGGGAAACUACCCUACACUCCUCGUCUCAUAGAAAAGUUCUCAGACGUGUAUCUCACUGUUUUCGGAUCUCACAAACGGCGGCGUGAAGAAGAUAUCUCACUGUUAUACAAACGGCGCGAUCAGGAAUCCUUACACUCUGAGAUAGUGAUCUCCCUCUUCCGUCUCCGUCGCUGA
Molecule: messenger RNA, 714 nt
Organism: Microthlaspi erraticum
Lineage: Eukaryota; Viridiplantae; Streptophyta; Magnoliopsida; Brassicales; Brassicaceae
Source: the annotation of a GenBank genome assembly